Molecule: messenger RNA, 5836 nt
Organism: Perognathus longimembris pacificus (Pacific pocket mouse)
Lineage: Eukaryota; Metazoa; Chordata; Mammalia; Rodentia; Heteromyidae
Gene: Stat1
Product: signal transducer and activator of transcription 1
Exons: 25
Coding region: 287-2539 (750 amino acids)
Biological process (GO): regulation of transcription by RNA polymerase II; type I interferon-mediated signaling pathway; regulation of cell population proliferation
Molecular function (GO): DNA-binding transcription factor activity, RNA polymerase II-specific; RNA polymerase II cis-regulatory region sequence-specific DNA binding
Source: RefSeq, a predicted model, not a curated record
CCUGGAGGCUAUUCACAGCGCUGGCAGGGGACCAUUCGGGUCUGGCGCCUCCGGACCUAGCAGCGGCCUCCCGUAGUCGGGGAAAGGCCACCCCGCCGUCCCGCACUCCGGUCGGCAGGCACCUGCGUGCAAAAGUUCCACCGGCCGCGUGCCACUCCCCAGAGCUGUCUAGGACACCCGCUGGCACCCUGGGUGUGCAGUUCCCAUAAUCUUGGCACCCUACCUGCUGCGCCUAGCGGCGGCUUGCAGUGAAUCUUCAGCCUCUCAGUGGGCAUCAGGUGCCAGGAUGUCUCAGUGGUAUGAACUGCAGCAGCUUGAUUCCAAAUUCCUGGAGCAGGUUCACCAGCUGUACGAUGAUAGUUUUCCUAUGGAAAUCAGACAGUAUCUUGCCCAGUGGCUAGAAAAACAAGACUGGGAGCAUGCUGCCAAUGAUGUUUCGUUUGCCACUAUCCGUUUCCACGACCUCCUGUCACAGCUGGAUGAUCAAUACAGUCGCUUUUCUUUGGAGAAUAACUUCUUGUUGCAACAUAAUAUAAGGAAAAGCAAGCGUAAUCUUCAGGACAAUUUUCAAGAAGACCCAAUUCUGAUGUCAAUGAUAAUUUGUAAUUGUCUGAAGGAAGAAAGGAAGAUUUUGGAAAAUGCUCAGAGAUUUAAUCAGGCUCAGUCGGGGAAUAUUCAGAAUGCUGUGAUGUUAGACAAACAGAAGGAGCUUGACAACAAAGUCAGAGAUGUGAAGGAACAAGUUAUGAAUAUAGAGCAUGAAAUCAAGACCCUAGAAGAUUUACAAGAUGAAUAUGACUUUAAAUGCAAAACUGCACAGAACCGAGAAAUCGAAACCAAUGGUGUGGCAAAGAACGACCAGAAACAAGAACAGCUGGUACUGAACCAGAUGUUUUUAAUGCUGGACAGUAAGAGAAAGGAAAUAGUGCACAAAAUAAUAGAGCUGUUGAAUGCCGCAGAACUUACCCAGAACAUACUGAUUAAUGAUGAGCUAGUGGAGUGGAAGCGGAGACAGCAGAGUGCCUGUAUUGGGGGACCUCCCAAUGCUUGCCUGGACCAGUUGCAGAACUGGUUCACCACCGUCGCGGAGAGUCUGCAGCAGGUCCGUCAGCAGCUUAAAAAGCUGGAGGAGCUUGAACAGAAGUAUACCUACGAUCAGGACCCUAUCACCAAGAACAAAACGGUGCUGUGGGAUCGCACCUUUGCUCUCUUCCAGCAGCUGAUUCAGAGCUCAUUUGUGGUAGAAAGACAGCCCUGCAUGCCAACUCACCCUCAGAGACCAUUAGUCUUGAAGACUGGGGUACAGUUUACUGUGAAGUUGAGACUGUUAGUGAAAUUACAAGAGCUGAAUUAUAAUUUGAAAGUCAAAGUCUUAUUUGAUAAAGAUGUGAAUGAGAAGAAUACAGUAAAAGGAUUUCGGAAGUUCAACAUUCUGGGCACCCAUACGAAAGUGAUGAACAUGGAGGAGUCCACCAAUGGGAGUCUGGCAGCUGAAUUUCGACACCUGCAACUGAAAGAGCAAAAAAAUGCUGGCAACAGAACAAAUGAGGGUCCUCUUGUUGUUACUGAAGAGCUUCACUCCCUUAGUUUUGAAACCCAAUUGUGCCAGCCAGGCUUGGUCAUUGACCUCGAGACGACUUCCCUGCCUGUUGUGGUGAUCUCCAACGUCAGCCAGCUCCCCAGUGGUUGGGCCUCCAUCCUGUGGUACAACAUGCUGAUGGCAGAACCCAGGAAUCUAUCCUUCUUCCUGAACCCUCCCUGUGCACGAUGGGCUCAGCUUUCAGAGGUGCUGGGUUGGCAGUUCUCAUCUGUCACCAAGAGAGGUCUCAAUGCCGACCAGCUGAACAUGUUAGGGGAGAAGCUUCUUGGUCCUAAUGCUAGCGUUGACGGUCUUAUUCCAUGGACAAGAUUUUGUAAGGAAAAUAUUAAUGAUAAAAAUUUUUCCUUCUGGCUUUGGAUUGAAAACAUCCUAGAACUCAUUAAAAAACACCUGCUGUCUCUCUGGAAUGAUGGCUGUAUUGUGGGCUUUAUCAGCAAGGAGCAAGAACGCGCGCUGCUCAAAGACCAGCAGCCAGGGACAUUCCUACUGAGGUUCAGUGAGAGCUCCCGGGAAGGGGCCAUCACGUUCACGUGGGUGGAGCGGUCCCAGAAUGGAGGCGAACCUGAAUUUCAUGCAGUUGAACCCUACACCAAAAAAGAACUUUCUGCUGUUACUUUCCCCGAUAUUAUUCGCAAUUACAAAGUUAUGGCUGCUGAGAAUAUUCCAGAGAACCCCUUGAAGUAUCUGUAUCCAAAUAUUGACAAAGACCAUGCCUUUGGAAAGUAUUACUCAAGGCCAAAGGAAGCUCCAGAACCAAUGGAACUGGAUGGUCCUAAAAGAACUGGCUACAUCAAGACUGAGUUGAUUUCUGUGUCUGAAGUCCACCCUUCUAGACUACAGACCACAGACAACCUGCUCCCCAUGUCGCCAGAGGAGUUUGAUGAAGUGGCUCGAAUAGUGGGCCCAGUAGAAUUUGACAGUAUGAUGAGCACAGUGUAAACGUGAAUUUCUCUCAUCUUCUCUGGAGACACUUUUUCUUCCCAUGUGCAAUUUCUCCUGCUACUCUGUUCCUUCAUGUGCUAUGUUUCUAAGGAAAUGAAAGGAAGGACAAGAGUUUUGCUACAAACUGUUGAUAGCAAGUGGAUAUUUCCCUAAUUGUGAAACGUGUUACUGUGAAGGGCUUUGUACACCUUCGUGAAAGUGCAAUGGAAAGAAAAACACUCUGUGCAGAGUGGAAUUUGCAAAUGGAAAACAUCAAGAUACACCCAAAGCAUCAAGAAUAGAAAUAGAUCCCUUUGGGAAAGGUGAGAAGUGUGGUAACAUCUAGUUAAUGCUAUUCUAAAAGUCAGUUCCCAACCAUUAUAGACCAUUGGCUAGACACAUGGAUAUUUAGGGGCCCAUUUAAUGCAGUAAUGUUAAAUUUCUGUUCCAGAGAAUUUUUAUGUGUUGUCUCUGCUUUAAAUAUUAUUGGCAGUUUUCCCUUACUCUACCUGUGACAUAAUUCAGUUAAGUUUAUGUACAAUGACAUAACACUUUAGCAAUUGUAGUCAUCCCACUACUGAGUAGGAGAAAAAGGUUUUUUUUUUUUUUUAAUCAUGUUGUCCACACUGGCAUUUAAAACUAAUGGCAAAUUCUUUCUGUCUUGAGAGAAUUAGCAUUCUUGUUGGUUAUGGCUGAAUGAAACUGGCUAAUACCAGAAGGAAAUGUGUUUUUCCAAAUUCAUGGGUAACAUUUCUAAUCAGUCUUCAAUAUGUGAAGCAAGGUAUUUUCUGCUUUUGUUUUGGUCACUAAUGAAUGAAACUCACUGCACUUCUACCAAGAGAGCUAGGAAACAACUUUUUCAAGAAUACUCUAUUUCUUAAAGCUUAAACUUGAGAUAUAGCUAGACAUAGAAAUUUAAGGGAUUAACUUGUCUUUACUGUUAUCAGUUUGUAGUCUACUAGUUGCAAAAUUGAGAAAGUAGAAAAAGUAAUAACUAAUAACUUGAAUCAUUCACCAGAGAUAAUGUGAGAGUCAAAUGAUCAAAACUCAAGUCCUGUGUAACUGCCUUGAGAACUUCAUAUUUUCACUGAUAAAUAUGUACGUAUGACAAUUAUAUUUGCAAAUGGUCCCAUGAUCUCUUCUGUACUUUUUCCAGACACUUUUUUUGGAUGGGUGAUUGUUGUUGGAGUGUGUCGUGCCUUUUUCCUUCUUCCUCAUUGGCACUGACCCAAACUAGUAGUUCUAGGGACUGGCUGUUGGGGUUUCCAGGGAGCUUUCACAGAGGCUUUUACAUGGCUCCACAUCACUCCUCCAUCUUCACCACAACUAUGUUCUUACAUACAGGCUAUGCUUCUAUUUGGGAGAUAAUUUUCAUAAAGAGUAGCUUAAGUCUAUUUAGUGCAUUAAAUAUAGUGUGUACACACAGCUCAGUGCUGCGUACAGACUGAAGCCCUCUCUCUAUUUUUAUAUAACAUUGACUUGGCUGGAUUUUGGCAGCUUUUUUAAUUAAAAUGGUUGAGAAACCCAACAUUUAAAAAAAUUGCCUCUAAUUGCUGUGCUUUAAACUAUUUUGUUAUAUUUUUACCCUUUGAGAAUGGUUUGGCACUAUUUUAUUUCAUUGUACUAGCCAAGUGACUAUUUUCUUUUAAAGCAAAAAGAGUGUCUAAAGUAUUAAAAUUCUAAUAUUACUCACUAGUUUUUAGUAUAAAGAUAUCUAAAAUUGCUGGCAUAAGAACUGGUUUAAUAUUUAUCUCAUUAACAUAUCAGUCUUUAAAAGAAGAUUAAUAACAUUAUUUUCCUAUUUUGAUUAUUAAGCUUAAUAACCUUAUUUGUUCUUUUACUAUUUUGCCCUUAUUCUUAUUGUAAUCAGAAUCACUAUGGCAGAUUAAGAGAUCAGCUUGUGUUCUUAAAAAAAUGACCAUUAUAGUAAGUCACUGAACUAAUCUGGCUUAAGGGAUGUGUGACUAUAUCUAUGAUAGUGGUUUACAGCAUAGACAGUACAUGUACAACCUUGUACCAACUUUUGGUUUUUAAGGAAAGAGAAAUAUUCUGAAGUUACAUUAAGAAACUGAAAUCAAUUUAGUGUCCUGAAUGCUAAAGCCGAAUUUGAAGGCAAAUCUUAAGGAACAAAAUAGUACUGUAUUCCACCUGGCUAUCCUAGGAGAAAAGAACAGCAUUUUAAAAAUACUUAUAUUUACCUUUUAAACUGUGAUGCUGUUUCCCAAGUAAUGGGUAUUUGCUUGAGUGGUAUCUUUUUGUGAUUAUUCAUGUUUGAAACCUGGGUGUGGUAACACAUUCUACAAUCCCAGCUACUUAGCAGAGGCUGGAAGCUUGUGAGUUCAAUACCAGUAUGGGCAAAGCUAGUGAGACCCUAUCUCUAACAUCUCUAACUCAUGCCCAUACUCCUAACGGCUCAGAAGGCUAAGAUACAGAAGAUUGCGAUUUGAGACCAGCUUAAGCAAAAAUGUCCAUGAGACCCCCAUCUUCAAAAUAAUCAGUAAAAAAGCAGAACUAGAGGCAUGGCUCAAGUGGCAGAGUGCCAGUUGAGCAAGCACAAGGAUCUGAGUUGAAACCUAAUACUAGCAAAAAAAUAAAUAAAUAAAUGAAAACAAAAUGGUAAUGAUUAUACCUCAAGUGGUGGUUUGCCUAACAACUAAGAGGCCUCUGGGUUCAACCCUAGUAUUGCAAAAGAAAAUUCUCAUUUUUUAUAUGUCAAAAUAUAUAUAUGUAUGUAUUAAGAACCUGCCAUGAGCCAGCUUUAGUCAUAAAUGUUUGGGAAAUAUUGAUAAACAAACAUAUCUAUGCUCUCAUAAGCCUAAAAUGUUAGUACAUUAGACCAUAUUUUCUAGUGCAGUCACCUUAUUAAAUCUUAAAAUUUUGCUAAGUAAACAUAGCCAAAAGCCCCAAAUAAUAUAAAUGCAUUAAAAUAAACCUCAACUGCAGAGAAAUAUCAUUUAAACUAGUUGCAGGAAGCAUAAUCAAUAUUGUUUUUAUAGUCUACUAAGAUAAAUGUAUAGCCCAAUAAUAUGACUCAGUGAUACUCAGCUUCCAAAUGUUAGCAAAGUUACUUCCAACUCUGUGCUUACUGUACUCCCUGAGAAAUUGAAAUGCUCUACUUAAUUGGUUGUAGAAAAUCAACCAUACAUAAACUUAUUUAUUAAAGUUACAUUGGGUAUACAAAGAACCUAAGCAGUCUAAAAGGUAAAAGCUUUUUAUCAAAUACCUAUUAUCAAACUCAUGCAUUCUGUAAUAUUCCAUAAUUCUAUUACAAUAUAUUAAAUACCUCAUUGUUGGUGUGUUUACAGCCUUUCCCCA